Amphimedon queenslandica is the source of this 2625-nucleotide messenger RNA. RefSeq names its product ankyrin repeat and IBR domain-containing protein 1-like. Bases 62 to 2461 code for a protein of 799 amino acids. Gene Ontology annotation, biological process: protein ubiquitination. Gene Ontology annotation, molecular function: protein binding; ubiquitin-protein transferase activity; zinc ion binding. Lineage: Eukaryota; Metazoa; Porifera; Demospongiae; Haplosclerida; Niphatidae. The transcript is spliced from 16 exons. The record is from RefSeq and is a predicted model, not a curated record.
GAAUCUCAUUUAAAGGGGUGGGGCAGUAGGCGGGAUCAGAAAGAGUACAAAGCUGCUACUGAUGGGGACUAUAGAGAGCAAGUUUUGCCAGCUAAUUGUCUCAGACAGUCUAGGCGAGGCCAUCAAAUUAUGGCAGAGCAACGAGGAGCUACAAAAGAUCAACGUUAACACUGGACUGAAGGGAUCCCGCAACAAGGACCCGCCAUUACACUGUCUCCUGAGACACGGGAACUAUCGCUCUGCUGACAUGAAGGGACUGUUACAAAUACUAUUAGACAAGGGGGCCAAUCCCAUCUCCCUUAACAGCAUGAGUGAGACUGCUCUACACAUACUCUGUUGCUCUCAGAGACAAGGUGCGAGGGAGAACAAGGCCAGAUGUGAUGUCCUGGAAAUCCUCUUACAGCGUCUUCCCAAUCCAGACACACGUACCAGUACUGCCACUGCUAAACAAGGAGGCACCAGGAAACUAACAAAAUGGCUUGGAAUGCAAGACUCGUCGCAAAACACAGCGCUUCACCUAGCAGCUGCUUCAGGGUUACUAGACUGUGUUGAGCUAUUGCUGGCCUAUGGUGCCCCACUCUUUGUGACUAACAUUGCAAAGAAGACAGCAAUGGAGUCUGCAGUGGAUGCCAAGCAGAUGAUAAUAGCUCAGUUCUUAGAGUCACAGAUGGUCAUUAACGAUGAAAAGGGUUCGUCUGGGGAUUUCAAAGAAGCCCUCCCUGUCAAACAGAAACUCCAAUCAUUCUAUAAUCCUGAUCAACUGAAGGCCAUGCAAGAAGAUUUAGUAAAGAAAGUUUCUGAAGAACUUAAAAUAGUACCUGAUGCUGCAAGAGCACUGCUCUCAUCUUAUAGUUGGUCACAGGAUCUGGUAACUGAUGCAUGGAAAAAGAACAAAUCUGAAGCUUGUGCAAAGGCUGGAUUGGACAUGGCACAUGUUCACAAUGCUAGUCAAGUUGCUGAGUCAAUAUCUCAGAAAUGCUGUGAGAUAUGCUACGAGGCGAUAUCUCUGAACGAGAGAACUGAAGUACCUUGUGGCCAUCACUUUUGCAGGGACUGCUGGGCAUCUUAUCUUGAAGUCUCUGUUAAAGAAGGUGGUGGUAAGGAUAUCUCUUGCCCUGGUCAUGACUGCUCUACACCGGUUCCUAUGGCUAUCAUUGCUAAACUGGUCUCAGAUGAACUCUACAGGAAAUAUUCGGACUUAAAUGUCCAGCAUUUUGUUGACAGCAGUAAGGAUUUCAAGUGGUGCCCUCACCCUAAUUGUAACCAGGCUGUGAUGAAAGGAGAAGUGAGAAAGGCUGCUCCCGAACUUGGCAAGCAGCACGGGAUUAAUGUGGAAUGCGGUAACGGACACGGUUUCUGUUGGAACUGUAAUAAACACGCCCACGAGCCGUGUGAGUGCGAGGUCUGGGCCAAGUGGCUUAGUGAAAUAUCAAGAAUGGCAGCUGAUGCUAACCUUGAUAUGUCCAAGAUAGCGGAACAGGCUGAAGCUGACGCUCAGUGGAUCAUUAACAAUACUAAACCUUGUCCCAGCUGCAGCUGCCCUAUACAGAAGACUGAGGGAUGCAAUCACAUGACAUGUAGAAAAUGCUAUCAUGAUUUUUGCUGGGUCUGUCUCGAUCCAUGGGGGGAUCACAGUUACAGGACCGGAGGGUAUUUCUCUUGCAAUCGCUACAUAGCCCAGAGGAGGGCCAGUGGAAGGGUUAAUGAAGCACGCAGUAACAUGGCUAAGCAGUAUCGUAAGACAGCUACCGAAGAUGCUAAAAGACAGUUAGAAAAGUUCACUCAUUAUCAUGAUCGCUAUAUGAAUCAUCUCCAUGCCAUACAGAUUGAGUGCCAGAUUCUAGCCAUGUCUCAGGCCAAGACUAGAUCAUUAAUGUCGAUGAGGAAAGUAGUGGAGAAGAAAGUUGCCAGUAAAAGGCAGUCCCACGAUGACAUCAAAGCCAGCUUAAGACCAGGUUUUAAGAUAGCUCCACCUUCGGCUAAAGACAUCAAUCCUGACGACGCAGAGAACUUUCUAGAAGGAGUCGUUCGUGUGUUGCUUCAUUCUCGCCGGAUUUUAUCAGCGUCAUAUGGUAUUGGGUUUCUGAUUCCUGACGAGAAGAAAGAAGUGCGGGAGGCACACGAAACUUUACAAGGAAAACUAGAGGAAGUUGUCGAGAGUUUGGCACAAAUGGUCAACCGGUCUUACUUGAACACGCCGAGAGCAGAGAUGGCAUCCCGUGCUCGUGACGUUGACUUUAUAUGUCAAGAAUUCAUUGAAGUGAUGAGAGAAGUGGUGCUUAGCGGACUUAGAGAGGAACCGCCCCCUCCACGCCCACCACGUCCCCCUACUCCGGAGGAGGUUGAAAUUGAGAUUGACCCGUUGAUCCUGUUUGCUCACCUUGCUAUGAGGAAUGAUCCUCAAUUUAGGGAAAUAUUCAAUCGUCUUAUGGCAGAGAACGAUGAUGAUGAUGAUGCUUAGCACUAACUGUAUAUGAAAGGCAGAAAAGAGGAGACUAAUGUAUUUUAGCUAUUAACGUUCAACUAUUUCAUAUUAUUGUUAUCAUUAUUGUUGUUGUUAUUGUCGUUAUUAUUGAUUGCUUUCUAGCUGUUUAUAAUGAUGAAUUAUUAUUAUUAUUAAAGUUA